Molecule: messenger RNA, 6632 nt
Organism: Loxodonta africana (African savanna elephant)
Lineage: Eukaryota; Metazoa; Chordata; Mammalia; Proboscidea; Elephantidae
Gene: ZMYM1
Product: zinc finger MYM-type containing 1
Exons: 10
Coding region: 2107-5733 (1208 amino acids)
Molecular function (GO): protein dimerization activity; zinc ion binding
Source: RefSeq, a predicted model, not a curated record
CUCUGUUGUGUUCCCUGUCAGGGCAGUCAUUGGUUGUAGCUGGAUGCCAUCUAGUUCUUCUGGUCUCAGGCUGAUGUAGUCUCUGAUUUAUGUGGCCCUUUCUGUCUCUUGGGCUCAUAAUUACCUUGUAUGUCUUUGGUGUUCUUCAUUCUCCUUUGCUUCAGGUAGGUUGAAACCAAUUGAUUCAUCUUAGAUGGCCGCUUGUUAGCGUUUAGGACCCCAGAAGCCACUCACCAAAGUGAGAUGCAGAAUGUUUUCUUAAUAGAUUUUAUUAUGCCAAUUGACCUAGAUGUCCCUUGAAACCGUGGUCCCCAAACCCCUGCCCCUGCUACUCUGGCCUUUGAAGCAUUCGGUUUAUUCAGGAAACUUCUUUCAAAUAUAUCAAUUCUUCACCUGUCUUCCUUUUUCAUUGUCCGGCUUUCGCAUGCAUACGAGGCAAAAAGACUAUGGCUUGGGUCAGGUGCGCCUUAGUCAUCAAAGUGAUAUCUUUGCUUUUUAAAACUUUGAAGAGGUCUUUUGCAGCAGAUUUGCCCAAUGCAAUACAUUGUUUGAUUUCUUUUUUUGCUUUAAUUUUUAUUUUAUUAUUGUACUUUAGAUGAAGGUUUACAGAACAAACUAGCUUCUCAUUAAACAGUUAGUACACAUGUUGGUUUCUGACAUUGGUUACCAACCCCACGACAUGUCAACACUCUCCCUUCUCGACCUUGAGUUCCCAAUCACCAGCUUUCCUGUCAGCUCCUGCCUUGUAGUCCUUACCCCUGGGCUUGUGUGCACCUUUAGUCUUGUUUUGUUUUAUGGGCUUGUCUAAUCUUUGGCUGAAGGGUGAACCUCAGGAGUGACUUCAUUACUGAGCUAAAAGGGUUUCUGGGGGCCAUAUUCUUGGGGUUUCUCCUGUCCCUGUCAGGCCAGUAAGUCUGGUCUUUUUUUGUGAGUUAGAAUUUUGUUCUACAUUUUUCUCCAACUUUGUCUGGGACCCUCUAUUGUGUUCCCUGUCAGAGCAGUCGGUGGUGGUAGCCAGGCACCAUCUAGUUGUACUGGACUCAGUCUGGUGGAGGCUGUGGUAAUUGUGGUCCAUUAGUCCUGUGGACUAAUCUUUCCCUUGUGUCUUUAGUUUUCUUCAUUCUCCCUUGCUCCUAGUGGGGUGAGACCAGUGGAGUAUCUCAGAUGGCUGCUCAUAAGCUUUUUAAGACCCCAGAUGCUACUCACCAAAGCAGAAUGUAAAACAUUUUCUUUAUAAACUAUGUUAUGCCAGUUGAGCUAGAUGUUCCCAAGACCAUGGUCCCCACUCGUUUGAUUUCUUGACUAUUGCUUCCAUGGAUGUUGAUCGUUGAUCUAAGUAGAAUGAAAUCAUUGACAACUUCAGUUUGUUACUCAUUUAUUAUGACGUUGUUUACUUAUCCAGUUGUGAGGAUUUUCACUUUCUUCACGUUCAGAUGCAAUCCGUAGUGAAAGCUAUAAUCUUUUACCACCAUUAGUAAGUCCUUCAGGUCUUGAUCAUAUGCUUCCUCGUGAAGUGGUUGAAGGUCAACCUAUUCUUUUUGUACAGUGGCUCUGUGUAUUCCUUCCAGCUUUUUUUCAUACUUUCUGUGUCAUUCAAUUUUUUGCCCCUAAAAUCCUUCAGUAUUGCAACACAAGACUUGAAUUUUUUUUUUAUCAGUUCUUUCCGCUUGAGAAAUGUUGAGCAUAUUCUUCCCUUUUGGUUUUCUGACUCUAGGUCUUUGCACAUUUCAUUAUCAUACUUUACCUUGUCAUCUCAAGCUGCCCUUUGAAAACUUUCAUUCAACUCUUUUACUUCAUGAUUUUUUCUAUUCACCUUGGCUACUCUGCACUUAAAAGCAAUUUUUAGAGUCUCUGCUGACAUCCAUUUUGGUCUUUUCCUUCUUUUCUUUGUAAUGGCCCUUUACUUUUUACAUGUAUGAUGUCUUCCCAUAACUCUUCUUGUCUUCAGUUAUUAGUAUUCAUUGCAUCAAAUCUAUUUUUGAGAUGGUCUCUAAAUUCAGGCAGAAUGUCUUCAAGGUUAUACUUUGGCUCAUGGACAUGCUUUGGUUUUCUUCAGCUUCAGCUUGAAUUUGCACGUGAGUAAUUGGUCUGGCUUUGUCUUGACUGAUGAUAUUGAGCUUCUCUAUUUUUCCCUCCACAGAUGUAGUUGAUUUGAUUCCCGGUGUAAUCCAUCCAGUGAAGUCCAAGUGUAUAAUCAUUGACUGUGUUGUUGAAAAAGGAAUCUGGAAACAGAAGAAACCCGUUCGUUUGGAACUGGAGGAUUCCUUUGCAUCAGAUACUAAAAUGAAAGAACCACUGUUAGAUAGUGAAUGUGACAAGGUGAUGGCUCCACAGCUGCGGCAGCUAGAUGAAAUUAAGACAGAACCGGACAGUGAUCAAGAAUAUUUUCAAGCCCAACAGCCCAGAAUUCAGGAGAGUGACCUGAAAAUGAGCACUGCAUUUUCAGACAGUGCUUCACAGUUGACUACAGGCAUUCAGCUUUCUCUGGCAUCAUCUGGCAUGAACAAAAUGCUUCCUUCAGUUUCAUCCACAGCUAUUCAGAUUUCCUGUUCUGGUUGUAAAAAAAUUCUCCAGAAGGGGCAAACUGCUUUUCAGAGAAAAGGGUCUACUCAGCUUUUCUGCUCCACGCCGUGCAUCACUGAAUACAUUGCAUCUGCCAGUUCACCAGCUCCUCCCAAGAGAACUUGCUCAAACUGCUCCAAAGAAAUUUUAAGUCAAAAGGAUGUGAUCAGUGUUCAGCUGGAAGAUACUACCUCUAGCAAAAAUUUUUGCAGCCAAUCUUGUCUUUCAUCAUAUGAAGAAAAAAGAAAAUUAUUUGUUACCGUAUGUAGUAAUAAUAAGAUUUUAACCAAAUGCAGCAUGUGUCAGAAGACUACUGUUAUUCAGUAUGAAGUAAAAUACCAGAACGUGAAACAUAGCCUUUGCAGUAAUACCUGCUUUUUAAAGUUUCACUCUGCUAACAACCUUGUCAUGAACUGUUGUGAGAACUGUGGGGUUUACUGUUAUACUAGCUCUAGUUCAUUCCACAUACUUCAAAUGGAAAGACAGUCCCAGUACUGUAAUAGUUUAAGGAAUAUUACAGCAUACAAGCAGAAACCAGCCAAAGUACUUCCAUCUGUUAUUUUCAAAUCACUGAAGCCCUCUGAUGAAAUUAUUGAGACUACCAAUGACUUUGGAAAGACAGAGCUUUUCUGCUCUAUUAGUUGUUUCUCUGCUUACAAUAAAGCUAACAUGGAAUCUUCUAGAGUAAAUGUUCCCAUGGUGCAAGAGGCUUCAACUGAGCUCCUUUCUCCAAAGAAAGACACAACUCCAGUUAUAAGCAAUAUAAUGUCAUUGGCAGAUCCUCACGGUGACCUUUCCAUUGUGAACUCUGAUGUCUUACAAGGUACAGUUUCUCCAGUAACACAAAAUGUCAUUGCAGAUAUUUCUGAGAGUUUACCCAGUGAAUCAAGUAGUGGUGUUGCUAAUCAUAGUGUGGAACAGCCAGGCCUUUCGCCAUCUUCAUCAGUACUCGGUCAGCAUACAAUUGGCUGCGAUACGGAGUUACAGAAAGGUAAAGUGUCAAGCCAGGGUCCUGCAUACAAUGUGAAAUCCAUGAAAAUAAAUGAUGAUGAACUAUGUCAACCAAAAUUUACAUCCAAAGUACAAAAAGUUAAAGGGAAAUCUCAAAGUAUUAAAAAAAUUUGGUGUUCCAAUCCAUGUCUGGAACACAGUGCGAAAAAGGAUGUGACAUUCUGUUAUUCGUGCCAUUUGUUCUGCCAAAAAAUUUUUAGCUCUGGAGGAGAGUCAUUUACAACCCAGGGAAUUUCUAAUUGGAAAAAAACUCUGGAAAAAUUCAGAAAGCAUGAAAAAAGUGAGAUGCAUUUGAAGUCAUUGCAAUUUUGGAGGGAAUACCAGUUUUGUGAUGAAGCUAUAAAUGAUAAUUUGUCUAUUCAUUCAAAAAAAAUUGAGGAAAAUAAAAACUAUCUAAAGUUUAUCAUUGAAAAUAUUCUGUUUCUUGGAAAGCAGUGUUUACCCUUCAGAGGGAAUGACCAGUCUGUUUCAUCUAUAAAUAAAGGGAAUUUUUUAGAAUUGUUAGAAAUCAGAGCAAAAGAUAAAGGAGAAGGAAUAUUUCGACUAAUGAACUCACAAGUUGACUUCUAUAAUAGUUCACAAAUUCAAACUGAAAUUAUUGAAAUAAUAAAGACUGAAAUGUUGCAGGAUAUUGUGAAUGAGAUCAAUGUCUCCUCAGCUUUUUCAGUAAUAUGUGAUGAAACAACUGAUAGUGCCACUAAAGAACAGCUUUCAGUUUGUGUAAGAUACCCACAAAAAACAUCAAAGGCUAUCUUAAUAAAAGAAAGAUUCUUGGGUUUUAUUGAUAUUGGAGAGAUAACUGGGACCAACUUACAUAGGAUUAUCAAAACUUACCUAGAGCAAAUUGGAGUUGAUUUGAAAAACAUACGUGGCCAGGCCUAUGAUAGUACCAUUAAUUUGAGGGGAAAAUUUAAUAAGAUUGCAGCAGAAUUCAAGAAGGAAGAGCCAAGAGCUUUAUACAUACAUUGUUAUGCACAUUUUUUGGAUUUAGCAGUCAUUCGGUUCUGUAAAGAAGUAAAAGAACUCCGAAGUACCCUAAAUACUCUUAGUACUUUGUUCAACACUAUUCAUAUGUCUGGGGAAAUGUUGGCAAAUUUUCAAAAUAUUUGUAAACUAAGCCAAAACAAAACAUGCAAGAAACAUUCAUCACAGUCAUGUUGGACAGUCCAUGAUCGUACAUUACUAUCUGUGAUUGAGGGUCUUCCAGAGAUUAUUGAAACACUGGAAGUUAUAUCAAGCCAUUCUUCAAACACAAAUUUGGCUGAUGAACUGAGCAAUUUGUUGACACUGGUGUCCAAAUUUGAAUUUAUCUUUUGUAUAAAAUUUCUUUAUCGAGUGCUGAGUGUUACAGAAAUUCUUUCCGAAGAGCUACAGAGUGAAACCAUGGACGUUUCUUCUUUGACUUCAAAAAUAGAAACAAUUUUUGAAUGUUUAUCAUCUGAGAGAAAUGAUAUCUAUUUUAAAAGUGUCUGGGAUGGAGCAGAAGAAAUAUGUAAAAAAAUAACCUGUAAAGGUUUUGAAGUUGAAAAACCUUCUUUUCAGAGAAGAAAAGUUCAGAAAGUAAUAGAUCAUAGUAAUUCAGAUAGUAUGUUUUUUUCUUCUUCAACUGAAGAACAAUAUAAAAUUAAUAUUUAUUACCAAGGAUUGGAUACUGUAUUGCAAAAUUUAAAAUUAUGUUUUUCAGAGUUUGAUUAUUGCAAAAUAAAGCAAAUUUCAGAACUGUUACUUAAAUGGAAUGAACCAUUAAAUGAAGCAACAGCCAAACAUGUUCAAGAAUUUUAUAAACUUGAUGCAGAUAUUAUCGCAGAACUUAGGUUUUAUCGGCACUAUGCAAAGCUCAACUUUGUCGUAGAUUAUGAUUCUGUCAACUUCAUAAAUCUUGGCUAUUUGUUUAUUCGGCAUGGUCUUCACAGUAAUAUUCCGGGCAUCUCACAGCUAUUACAUACGGCUUUGUCUUGGCCAAUUAGUUCAGCAAGUGCUAAAAGCUCAUUUUCUGUACUACCUCGCCUUAAAACAUAUUUAUGUCAUACCAUGGGACAGGAGAGGUGUAGUGACAUGGCCUUAAUGGCAAUUGAGCAGGAAUUGGUAAACAAACUGAUGGAGCCUGAAAGACUCAAUGGAAUUGUAGAAAAGUUUAUCAGUCAGAUGAAAGAAAUAUGAUGCUUGCUAAUUUGAAUUUACCUAAAAGAAUUUUGUAUUUCUAUUGGAAUGUUAUAGUUUUUAUUUCAAAAUUUUUAGAAAAAAAUUUUUCAACAAAACAUGUAACAUACCACAUGGUUCAGAAUUCAAGAUAUAAGAUGAUAUACAGUGAAAAAUUCUCUUCCCACUUUUAGCACCCAAUUCUCCCUCCCUGGGGUGUUAACAGUUUCUUAAAUAUUCUUCCAGAAAUAUUUUAUAUAUAGGGUGUUCUGCAGUGCACAUUGUUCUUCAGCUUGUUCUUUCUCCUGAGUAUGAUAGUUUUGAGAUCAUCUCAUGUCAGUACAUAGUUUCUUGAUCCUUUUUUGUUUACAACUAUAUAAGAUUUUAUUGUGUGAAUGUACCAUAAAAUAUUUGGGCAGUCUCUACUGAUAGAUACUCUUAACUCUUUCCAAUCUUUUGCUAUUGUAAAUAAUGCUCCAUUUAAUAACCCUGAAUAUAGGUAAUAUUGCACUUGAGUGAAUUUCUAUAAGAUAAAUUCUAAAAUCGUAAUUACUGGAUCAAAAGAGUUGUACAUUUUUAUUUUUGAUAGAUAUCAGUAAAUUGCUUUCAAUAGGGGUUAUGUCAGUUUGCACUCCCAGGAAUCUUCACAGUAUUAUCAAACUUUUUGAUCUUCGCUAAUCUCUUAGUUGAAAACUGGUAUUUUAAUCUCAGUGCGUUUCAAUUUGUGUUUCUCUUAAAAAUAAGGUUGGGGAUUUGUAACCUUUCACUUAAACACAAUAAAAAUUGAAAAAAAAAAUAAGGUUGGGUAUCUUUUUAUUUGAGCCAUUUGUAUUACCUUUUUUGUGAACUGUACAUUUAAACAUUAAAACUCAAGUAUUGCUAUGUUUUUGGUUUAUGAAAAUGACUAUAUUUUUCAAAUA